GGCUCGCGUCGGCGGCGGGCGACUACCAGCGCGCCAUCGACAUCUACGAGCAGGUGGGCACGGCCGCGCUCGAGUCCAACCUUCUCAAAUGGAGCGUCAAGGACUACUGGCUCAAGGCGGGAAUCUGCCACCUUGCCACCGGGGACGGAGGGGCGGCGGCUUCCGCGGUUCGGAGGUAUAACACGAUGGAUGCCUCCUUCGAGAAGACGCGCGAGGGGAUGCUUCUCGAAAACCUCACAAAGGCGUUUGGAGACGCCGACGCCGACGCCUUCACCGAGCACAUUCGCGCGUACGACGAGAUCUCGCGGCUCAGUCCAGAGAUGACGACCCUGUUGCUCGAGGUCAAGAACACCAUCAAGGCGCAGGUCAAUGACAUCACGUGAAGGCUGUGGCCGUCGCUCGCUCGUCGGCUCGCCGCCCGUGGGCGCGCCCGCUGUGCGCUGUGGCUGUGGCUGGACCGGCACGGCUUUUGUGUUUGUAGGGGCAGCGAGACUAGCGGUAUCAUCAUAUCAUUUCACAGCCUUGUAAUUG
Emiliania huxleyi CCMP1516 is the source of this 531-nucleotide messenger RNA. RefSeq lists its product as hypothetical. Lineage: Eukaryota; Haptophyta; Isochrysidales; Noelaerhabdaceae. The record is from RefSeq and is a predicted model, not a curated record. Bases 186 to 383 code for a protein of 65 amino acids. The transcript has 3 exons. Gene Ontology annotation, molecular function: protein binding.